AUCCCAACAUCAUCUGGCCGCGGUUGCUGGGCGGGAUUUGACCUCGUUUCCAUCGGCCACCAUCGCAGUUCUGUGAAAUCCAUCAAACAGAGCGCCGCAUCUACGUCUCCCCCGCGCGCGCUUUCCACAGACACUCUUUUUAUCUCGCUACCGCAUCUGCAGCCCCCUUGCCGGCUGCCGCUGUUUUUCCGGCCUGCUCCACCAAUCCCAGGGUGCGAAGCUUCGCGCCAAACCGCUGACGUGCUGCGACACUCUGCAAGAUGGGCGUUAUUCGCAAGAAGACGGCGACGAGGGGAGGCGAGGGUGGUGUGAAAUACGUAUGCGACGUUUGUUCGUGCGACAUUACAUCUACGGUCCGUAUCAGAUGCGCCGACCCUGCAUGUUCGGAUUUCGACCUCUGUGUGCCUUGCUUCGGCAAGGGAGAAUCUCGCAACGCCCACGAUCCCGCAACACACUCGUUCCGCGUAAUCGAGCAGAAUUCGUUUCCCAUAUUUGACCGUGAAUGGGGAGCUGACGAGGAACUGUUGCUGCUCGAGGGCGCGGAGAUAUACGGACUCGGCUCAUGGGCGGAUAUCGCCGACCACAUUGGCGGGUUCCGCGAAAAGGAUGAAGUACGCGAUCACUACCUUAAGACGUUCGUUGAUCCAUCCACCUUUCCGCUGCCCAAAAGAUGCAGCCCCCAUGACUGCGAACUUGCCAACGAAAUCCCACGAGAAGAAUUUCAAUCUCGCAAGAAGAGGCGAAUCGAAGAGCGAAGAGAGGCGUCUAAGAAUGCGCCGGCUCUUCAGCCAAAGACGAAGCCAACGGCCAGUGUGCCCAGCUGUCACGAGAUCCAGGGCUAUAUGCCUGGCCGUCUCGAGUUUGAGACAGAGUAUGCCAACGAGGCUGAAGAGGCGGUGCAGCUCAUGCAGUUCGACCCCGGUGAUGGAUUGAAUCCGAGAACGGGUGAGCUUGAGCCCGAGAUGGAGCUCAAGCUGACUGUAAUGGAAAUCUACAACUGCCGUCUCACACAGCGAGUGGAACGCAAAAAGGUGAUUUUUGAGCACAAUCUACUCGACUACCGGGAAAACACCAAAAAUGAAAAGAGAAAGACCAAGGAAGAAAAAGACCUGCUGCAGAGGGCGAAGCCCUUUGGUCGCAUUAUGAACCACAAAGAUUUCGAAGAUUUUACUCAGGGCUUGCAAGAUGAGCUGAAUCUCAGGCAGGCCAUUGCUCAACUCCAAGAAUGGCGCAGUCUGCGGAUAGGGGACCUCCGAAGCGGCGAAAAGUAUGAAAAUGAAAAGGCCAGCCGGAUACAGAAAUCCAUACCUAUGGGGUCCAUGGAUAGGGAGCGGUUGGCAUCCAGCCAGCGCUCAAAGGCCCAACCUCCCCCAGAACCUCCAAGCGGUGCAGCACUUCUCAUCGCCCCUGAGCUGCCAAUACGCUCGGCACUAACCAAUGGAGAAACGAAUGGGGAGGACGUCAAGCUUUUGACCAAUGGCCACACUAAUGGGGUUAACGGCGUCAACGGCAUCAACGGGGUCAAUGGCCAUAGCCCAAGCAAGCAGAAAUAUGUUCCACAGCCCAUUUCAGGCGUGCAACCCUUGCAAUUAACGCAAGAGAACGCCCCCGACUUGCAUCUCCUCACACCAGAGGAGGCGAAGCUGUGCGAGGUGGUUCGGCUACAACCUAAGCCAUACCUGAUGAUCAAGGAGCAAAUCCUCAAGGAAGCCAUCAAGGGCAAUGGGACACUCAAGAAGAAGCAAGCCAAGGAGAUUUGCCGACUAGAUUCACAAAAAGGAGCUAGACUAUUUGACUUUUUCAGCAACGCAGGGUGGGUUGGUAAGGCAUGAGUGCAUUGGGAAUAUCCGGGGCGUACGAAGUGUGUUUGUUUCCUUGAGAGUCCGGCGACUGGUGCAAUUGCUUGAUUUCUUUCCUUUUAUUUUACAAUGAUGUAUGAUGGAGGACACCAAUCACUUUCUGAAGUGGGCUUGGUGUGUUUGUUAUGUGCGUAUAUAUUUGUAUAAGACAACGGAGUAGAAGGGGUACACGCAACAAAAUACCCUUGAAUC
Molecule: messenger RNA, 2051 nt
Organism: Trichoderma harzianum CBS 226.95
Lineage: Eukaryota; Fungi; Ascomycota; Sordariomycetes; Hypocreales; Hypocreaceae
Exons: 2
Coding region: 261-1832 (523 amino acids)
Biological process (GO): regulation of transcription by RNA polymerase II; chromatin remodeling
Cellular component (GO): nucleus; SAGA-type complex
Molecular function (GO): chromatin binding; transcription coactivator activity; protein binding
Source: RefSeq, a predicted model, not a curated record